CAAACAGCUAACCAAACUUAAUCUAGCGCUCAUUUUUUCGUUAUGGCAGAGUGGCUCGAUAAAUCUGAUAGUUUACAAAGACAAUGCCGAUAUCGAACCUGACUAUACAAGGAGUGCAGAACUCUCGACUGAACGCGUCGUGCAGCAUUGAAUCGAUCAUCCUCUCAACUACUCCUAAUUUAGUGUUCGAACUAAUCCGAACUCCACAUACGAACAUCAAUCUUAUGACAACCCACUAGUAUACCGAAGACUUGGAAGCAGAACAAUAAUCAUGUCUGCUUCGACAAAAUACUAUUUGCUGUUUGGAGGCCAGGGGUCGACUACUGUUUUCUCGCACAGCGCGAGUGCAGCUGCAGAGGAAGAUGCUCACUCAGCGAGCGCCGGCAGCAUCCUUCUAUCGAGAUGCCAUGUGGCUUUCUUGCAAGAGAUAGCGAGUCUAGACGCACGAUCGCAAGAUGUACUUGCAAUCGACCUCGGCCUCUUCCCCCUUCCCCGUGACCUGCUCAAGCCGGUCGCACAAUACCAUACACAUGCAGUGCUCCAAGCAACCACCAUCUAUCUCUGCCAAGUGUUACAUUACCUGGCAGAAAUACAUCGCGUCGAUGGACGAUUCGAGGACUUCUUCGACCAUGUUCGAGAGACAGCGGGUUUCUCCUCGGGCUUGCUCCCGGCUGUAGUAGCCGCACGCUCACACAGCUUGGACGAGUUCAUCACUACCGCAGUGGAAGUAUUCCGCCUUGCCUUUUGGAUUGCAUUUCGCACUCUCUUCCGGGACAUCAACACCAAUACAAGCCUCGCCACCGACGGUGACAUGGCUUCGCAAGCGACAUCGUCACUCGUGAUUCGUGGCCUCUCACCGAGCCAGGUCGAAGAGAGACUAAAACAACACUUUACGACGCAGGAGCUGGGUCAAUUUUCCCAGAAACCACUUCGACGACUGCAGAUAUCUGCCAUCUCCAGCUCUAGUGUUGUGUCUGUCUCUGGCCCUGGAGUCGAACUCAGUGCGUUCAGGAAGCAGGCCGUCCCUGAUCUUACAACAACGUUCGCACAUAUACAUGGAUGGUAUCAUGGAGGCGACCAACUUGAAGACGUUGUCAAAGAAGUCCUUGAAGAUUUGCGGCGGCGGGCCAUCUCCUUUCCCAAAUGUUCUGGGCCUACAAAACCCAUUCGUUCAACCGUGGACGGCACGUUAUUCGAUACUUCAGAUGCCGACGCUUCAAAUUUGCUUGAGUGGAUAGUUCGGCACUUGCUGGUAUACUGUGUGAACUGGAGCGACACAUCUCUUCAGAUCGCAGUAGAUGUUAGGGGGCUUUUGGUACGGGAGCCCGCAACAGUCGUGAAGCUCCUGUCGUUCGGACCAAGCUCUGGUUCUCUCUUCCCAGACUUCCAGACUCUUGAUCCUAGAAUACAACUUCUGGAUCUAUCGUCAUUUAAAACUAACAAUAAAUCUCGGUUGCCCUACGAGCACCGGGAUAGUAUUGCCAUUGUUGGGAUGAGCGUAAAUCUCCCCAAAGGAAAAGGGACCUCGGAGCUAUGGGAAACGCUUUCCCAGGGGCUCAAUGCCGUACAAGAGAUUCCUGAAUCCAGGUUCAAGGUCUCCGAGUAUUACUCAGAGGAUUCGCAUAAGCCGCGUUCGAUGCCCACCAGGCACGGCGCAUUCCUGGGGGAUCCCUUCUCCUUCGACAAUGCCUUUUUCAAUAUUUCUCCACGAGAAGCAAAAUCUAUGGAUCCUCAGCAGCGGAUCCUAUUGCAUGCAGCUCAGGAAGCCUUCGAAGAUGCGGGCUAUGUAGCGGAUUCAUCGCCGUCUUUCCAAAGAGCUUCCAUGGGAUGUUACAUCGGCCUUGCUACUGGGGAUUACACAGACAAUCUUCGUAACGAUAUUGAUGUCUUCUACUCUCCAGGAACAUUGAGGGCAUUUCAUAGUGGAAGGAUAUCUUACUUUUAUAGGCUCAGUGGCCCGUCCAUUGUGACUGAUACCGCCUGCUCAUCCUCCAUGGUCUCCGUGUACCAGGCAUGCCGAGCCCUACAACAUGGAGAUUGCACAGCAACUAUAGCGGGCGGCGUCAAUGUGAUUUCGAGCCCAGAUAUGUACCUUGGUUUGGCCCGAGGCCACUUCCUCAGUUCAACAGGAGGCUGCAAGCCCUUCGAUGCAGCUGCUGAUGGAUACUGUCGGGCUGAGGGGUGUGUUCUUUUUGUGCUGAAACGAUUAUCCGACGCUAUCGCGGAAAACGAUCGUAUACACGGAGUCAUUAGGAACAUAAUGAUUAAUCAAAGCGGCAAUGCGCACUCUAUCACACAUCCUCACAGUCAAACCCAAAUCGAUCUUUUCCAACGACUCCUCCAACAAACCAAUGUCGAUCCCGGAUCCGUUGGUGUCAUAGAAGCACAUGGGACAGGCACACAGGCUGGAGAUGCACGCGAAAUUGAAAGUUUGAGAACCAUCUUCGGCCCACAUCACUUCACGGCGGCGAACCCUCUUGUGGUCAGUUCUAUCAAGGGAAAUAUCGGCCAUUGUGAAGCCGCGUCUGGCGCAGCUGGUUUGGCUAAGUUGUUGCUUAUGCUUCGCGAGAAAAAGAUCCCAAUACAAGUCGGAUUCAAGGACAUCAAUCCAUGUUUUACGGACUUGGAAAGCUCUAGCUUCGUUAUACCAAGGCGGACCACAACAUGGAACCACUCGCAAAGGUCACCAAGGAGAGCUAUGCUAAAUAAUUUCGGCGCUGCUGGCUCAAACACGUCUCUCCUCCUAGAAGAGUGGGUUGAGCCACCUGUUACUCAGCCCAGGAAUCGGGAGCGAUCAGCAUUUAUCUUUGCAUCUUCUGCAAAAUCACAAAUUACCUUGCGAGCGGCUGUACAUCAAUACCUUCAGUUCUUGGAGAAAGCAGAACGUCGGCCGUCUUUGAAAGAUAUCUGUUACACUGCCACUGCGCGGCGUCAGGUCUAUGAUCACCGCAUUUCCAUGGUAUGCACCUCUAUCAACGAUCUGCGGACCAAAUUGGAACAUGUUAAAGCUAUCAACUCCGUCCCCGCGCGUACUGUUUCAGCCACUAUCUUCGUCUUCUCUGGACAAGGCGGUCUGUAUCAAGGUAUGGGGAAUGAUUUUAUGUACACAUUCCCUGCUUUCAGAGAGGAUGUCAUGACUUGCGAAGGCAUUUUACAAGGAUUGGGAUACCCAAGCAUGCUCAGUAUAUUAUGCAGGGAUCAGGGCGAUGCAAUGGCUUUAGACAGCGCCGAGCUGAUUAUCGCCUCACAAUGUGCAUGCAUGGCACUAGAAUAUGCUCUCGCGAAAAUGUUCAUGUCAUGGGGUAUUUUGCCCAACUAUAUUAUGGGUCAUAGUCUCGGCGAAUACGCUGCUCUAUGCAUCUCAGGCGCACUGUCAUUAGAGGAUGCAUUGCGUGUCGUGGCAACUCGAGCGAAACUCAUGAGCGAAAAUUGUCUUCCUGGCACGUCUGGGAUGCUGGCGUGCAAUUUGUCCCCCGAAAAAGCUGAAGAAUUGAUACUGGAGAACCAGAACACAUCCCAGCUCACUGUCACAUGCCUAAACGGCAUUAGUGACUGUGUCGUUGGUGGACUGCUCGACCAAAUCAGUCUCUUCCAGAAGGAAUGUAAGAGACGAAAGGUCAAGUCAAAAUUGCUAGACGUUCCUUAUGCAUUCCACUCACCGGCGAUGGAUCCAAUACUGCAACCCCUGCAAGAACUGGGGCGCUCAAUCAAGUUCAAGCGACCUACGAUUCCCGUCAUAUCGAAUGUGUUUGGGCGAAUCUUUGAAGAGGACGACUUUUCCAGCGACUACUUCGCGCUUCACGCGAGGCAGCCAGUGCACUUUAGCGAAGGUCUAAUGAGUUUGCAAUCGAGAGAACUACUUGACGACUCUGUAUUCCUCGAGAUAGGCCCGCAACCUACAACAAUACCGAUGCUACGGAGCUCGAUUUAUUCACAAUCUUGUACCUACCUUAAUACCUUGCAAAAGGGCCAAGACGCGUGGGCUUCGAUUAGUUCGACACUCGCCGCGAUAUCAUUGCGCAAAAUUCCGGUCAACUGGCGCGAGGUCUUUACUGGUACGUCAGCGAAAAUGACAAGCUUACCAGGUCAUCUACUGGAGGGAUCAUCCUUCAUGAUCCCAUACCAAGAACCCCUUCAGGUAUUCAGUCUCCCCGGGCAGAAUAUGACGAAUCCCCGCACCAAAACCGGUUUUGGUCUGCUACCGUGGCUGAAGACUCAGGCCUCUUCGGACGAGGAAUUUGUGCUUGAAACUACACUAGCAAUUCUUGGGCCAUUGAUCUCUGGUCAUAAUGUCGGCGGAAGUCCUAUUUGCCCGGCGUCAGUGUUCCAUGAGCUCGCCAUAGAGGCGACACAGACUAUUCUUGAACCUCUCGAGCGGCAAGUAUUGGUUGUCAGCGAGAUGAACUUUGCCAGUCCAUUGAUAUAUGUAAUAUCGCACAAAACUGAUGUUGUGACGGUGUAUAUCACCAGAAAUGAUUCAACUUCUAGCGCAGACUUCAAGAUCACGUCAUGCUCGGCUCAAGACCAAAAGGAGACUUUACACUGUACGGGUCGCGUCGCUAUACAAAACUUCUGGACAACGCCGUCACACUGGAUGAAGGACGCAGCAAUUGUGGCAAGGCAGAGUCAUUACUUCUCUGGAGCCGGGAGAAAUCACAUCAAUACUUUCCGAACUAAAGUUCUCUAUGAGGCUAUCUUUACACGUGUGGUUAGGUAUUCCCUGGAGUAUCAAACUUUGGUGUAUUUGAAUGUGGCCGAUUCCAAUCUCGAAGGUAUUGGCGAAUUCAAACUACCUUCUAGUUCUCAGACCGAGUACCUCGCACACCCUGUCUUCACAGACACACUUCUGCAUGCUGCAGGAUUUAUCGCAAAUCUUGCCGUAAGGUCGGACGAAGUAGGCAUUUGCGCCCGCGUUGAGUCAAUCGAGAUAUCAUAUCGUGAUAUCGAUUACACGGGUUCCUUCACAGUCUACUGCAGCUUGCUCGAAAUCAAAGGUAUCAUUUUAGCGGACGCAACAGCCUUGGAUUCUUCUGGUAAAGUAGUCGCCGUUGUCCGUGGCAUGGAGUUCAAGAGGCUUCGGCUGUCUGCUUUCCAGCACAUGUUGUCGCUCAAGUCCAUUGCCCUCGAACCUCGGGAAGAUCCUUUGGAGCAAGCGAAACCGCAGCUAGUGACUGGUUUGAUCACUCCUCCGAUAACUGGCGAUGACAUGAAUUCUCUCAUCGAGGCUCCAGGUAGUCUUCUUCAUGACGUCAGUCAAGCACUGAAGGGUAUCGUCAUGGAUGUUGGCGGUUUCUCCGAGCAAGAUAUGGACUACACAAAGUCAUUGGAUGAACUUGGUAUUGAUUCUCUCGUGCAAAUUGAGAUUAUCUCCAAAGUGACAUGCACAUUUCCUGGUCAGGCUGGGCUGGACCAUCAUGCGUUGUCAGAGUGCGAAACUCUCGAGUCUUUGGAGAACAAGUUAUCAUCCAUUUUGCAAUCCUCGAUGGAGAUUGCUGCGCUUACUGGGCCUCCCGUGUCCACUAGCCAGCAAGAUUCACGUCAGCCUACUCUUAUUCCUUCAUAUUAUUCACCGUCUGAUAGUGUGCAGAAGAGUCCAGUCACGCUGCAUAUUUCACAGGGGACGGAAGCACCGCUCUGCCUAUUUCAUGACGGUAGUGGGCAGGUCAGCAUGUAUGCGCGUUUGCGCGACCACGACCGCAGUACAUACGCCUUCUCCGACCCGCAUUUUGGGAGUGACAAGCGACCUCAUUGCAGCAUCAAUCAGAUGGCCAAGUCCUACGUCUCACUUCUUACUAAAUCGAGUUUUUCUCCCCUAAUAGUGGGUGGUUGGUCUUUCGGCGGCGUCGUCGCUUUCGAGGCGGCUCAACAGCUCAUGGCCGAGGGGUUUGAGGUAAAGGGCCUCGUAUUGAUUGACUCUCCAAAUCCAGAUGACCACAAGCCUCUACCCAACGAAGUCAUUGCCAAUAUUUUAAAGCCGAGCGGUCAAACUCUUGCGCUGAACAGCCAUACCGCAUUGAAGGAAGAAUUCCAAUUUAACGCAUCUAUGCUAGGAAAUUACAAGGCAGUGCCCCUUUCAAAAACAAAUAAACCCAAACUGAAGACAGUCAUGUUGAGAAGCCAGGAUAUCUUCGAUACUGAAAAACUUUGCGGGGUUCGCUAUGACUGGCUCAGCAACCAGGAUACUCGAGAUGCCGCUAUCGUCGCUUGGGAAGCAUUGGUCGGUGGCCAUGCCGAAACCCUGCCGAUACCAGGAAACCAUUUCGAGCCCUUCUCAGAGAGUAACAUUAAUGAAACCGGGGCUCAGCUGUGGAAGGCGUGUCGGUACAUUGAAGACUGGAGCGAGUUUUAGUUCUGAUACCAACGAGUAUCACUAGAACGCAUCGGUACACUGAAUAUUUGAGUUUGUAACAUAGCUCAUAGAUUAAUUACAGAAGAAAAUAUAGUAGAACUGUUGAU
Molecule: messenger RNA, 6456 nt
Organism: Pseudomassariella vexata
Lineage: Eukaryota; Fungi; Ascomycota; Sordariomycetes; Amphisphaeriales; Pseudomassariaceae
Exons: 7
Coding region: 272-6349 (2025 amino acids)
Biological process (GO): secondary metabolite biosynthetic process; fatty acid biosynthetic process
Molecular function (GO): fatty acid synthase activity; 3-oxoacyl-[acyl-carrier-protein] synthase activity
Source: RefSeq, a predicted model, not a curated record